AGGAGGAACCCUGCCACAUACUCAGAGUGAAAUGGGAGGCAAUCAGAUGGAUCUGAGCAGAAUGACAUCAUCUGACUUAUGUUUUAAGUAUGGCCACUGAGAUGUUACUUUGGUUAAAGGAAGAACACAAAUAUCCUGCCAAAAGGUAUUCUGUUCAGUGCAAAAGGUGAGUAAGCACAAAGCACAUUUUACCAGAAAAAGUUUUUUUAAGUCAGAACUAUAGUUCUAUGCAGCCAAGGAGAGGCACUCUAGGACUGAAUUCUCUAUGCUUCUUUGUUACCUUCUUUGCUCUCUUUGUUUUCUAGUAGCUGUGAUUGGCACAGGUCAUGGAGAGUAUCAUUCCCUGAGAGAAGUACAACUCCAGUGUCCAUCUUUUCUCAUUCUGUUAAGUUCAUCUGUCCCAGUUCUUUGGUUACUGACUGAUUUUCAGGCAUUGAUGGUGAUACAGAUGGACAUUUAUCAUCAACUUUCAGAUUCUUGGAUCUCUGACAAGUCUCAUCACUAAGGGUCAAAUUAGUAGGAUGCCAAUCUGAAAAAUCCGAAAAUGAAGUUUUCAUUUUUAGGAUGUAAAUAACACAAUAAUUUGACUAACUUGUAUACAUGCUUUCUUCACAGAAACAGUCCCACAUCCUGCUCUCUCCCACAACACACUAUGCAUUCAGGCUUAUUAUAUUUUACAUGUCCUAUGCUUACAAUUCAUUCAGGCCUGCAGAUAAAACAUCUAAUGAAAAGAACGAGGUCAAAAACCAAAUAUAUCCUGAGGCUGACUUUGCUGACUCAAUGGAGCCAUCUGAAAUAGCCUCAGAGGAUUGUGAAUUGUCUCACUCUGUUUAUGAGAAUUUUAUGUUGCUGAUUGAACAACUUAGAAUGGAGUAUAAAGAUUCUGCUAGCCUAUCAAGAAUCCAAGACACAUUUUGUUUGUGUGAACACUUACUGAAACUUAAGAAUAAUCACUGUGACCAACUUACAGUAAAACUUCAACUAAUGGAAAGUAUGGUCAGUGUACUACAAAAUGAGCUAUCUGAAACAAAAAAGACAAAAUUACAGUUAGAACUUCAAAAAAUUGAAUGGGAGAAAGAGCUGUGCGAUUUGAGACUUGCCUUAAAACAAGAAAAUGAGUAGAAAAGAAAUGCCGUUAUGUUGUAUAAUAAAGAUAGUGAACAGUUAAGAAUAAAAGAAGAGGAGUGUGGGAAAGUGGUUGAAACAAAGCAACAACUUAAAUGGAAUCUGAGAAGACUUGUUAAGGAAUUGAGGACAGUAAGAAAUAACUUGGAUCUGGUUGUGCAGGAGAGAAACGGUGCCCAGAAGCAACUUUCUGAAGAACAGGAUGCCAGAAUAUUACAAGAUCAGAUUCUGACGAGUAAACAAAAGGAACUAGAAAUGGCUCGAAAGAAAAUGAAUUCUGAGAUUUCUCAUAGGCAUCAGAAAGAAAAGGAUCUCUUUCAUGAAAAUUGCAUGUUGCAGGAAGAAAUUGCCUUGCUGAGACUGGAAAUAGAUACAAUAAAAAAUCAGAACAAGCAAAAGGAAAAGGAAUAUUUUGAGGACAUUGAGGUUGUGAAAGAAAAGAAUGAUAACCUUCAAAAAAUUAUAAAACAAAAUGAGGAAACAUUAACAGAAACAAUACUCCAGUACAGUGGGCAGCUGAACAAUCUGACAGCUGAGAACAAAAUACUCAAUUCUGAACUGGAGAAUGGGAAACAGAACCAAGAAAGACUAGAAAUAGAAAUGGAAUCAUACCGUUGUAGACUGGCUGCUGCUGUACGUGACUGUGAUCAAAGUCAGACAGCAAGAGACCUAAAAUUUGAUUUCCAGAGAACAAGACAAGAGUGGGUUCGUUUACAUGACAAAAUGAAGGUUGAUAUGUCUGGCCUACAAGCUAAGAAUGAGAUUCUUUCUGAAAAACUUUCUAAUGCUGAAAGUAAAAUUAACAGCCUACAAAUUCAGCUCCAUAACACAAGAGAUGCUCUUGGAAGAGAGAGUUUGAUUUUGGAACGUGUGCAAAGAGACCUCAGCCAGACACAGUGUCAGAAGAAAGAAACUGAACAAAUGUACCAAAUUGCACAAAGCAAACUGAAGAAAUACAUUGCCAAGCAGGAAUCUGUAGAGGAGAGAUUAUCUCAACUACACAGUGAAAAUAUGUUGCUUCGACAGCAACUGGAUGAUGCUCACAAGAAAGCUAACAGUCAGGAAAAGACAAGCAGUACUAUCCAAGACCAGUUUCAUUCUGCUGCCAAAAAUCUUCAAGCUGAGAGUGAAAAGCAGAUUCUUUCACUACAAGAGAAGAACAAGGAGCUGAUGGAUGAAUAUAAUCAUUUAAAAGAAAGAAUGGAUCAAUGUGAGAAAGAGAAAGCAGGAAGAAAAGUAGUUAUGAGAGAAUUCCAACAAGAAUGGACCGAUCUCCUAAAACAACAACCUACGUCAGAGGCUACCUCACGUUGUCACAUUAGUUUAGAUGAGACACAGGAUUCAAAGAAGAAAUUGGGUCAAAUCAGAAGUGAAAUUGACCUUACAGAAGCACAGGAAACUGUUCCUUCACGAUGUCUACAUCUGGAUGCAGAGAAUGGAGUUCUUCAACUUCAACAGACAUUAUUCUCUAUGAAAGCAAUACAAAAGCAAUGUGAAACACUACAGAAGAAUAAGAAGCAGCUGAAACAAGACGUAGUAAACCUCGAAAGUUAUAUGGAAAGAAAUAUGUUAGAAAAUGGUGAAGCUGAACGGCAUAAACUGUUGAUUGAAGAAAGAGCAAGGAAGGAGACAGAAGAAAAAUUAAACGAAGCCAUUCUCACCUUGCAGAAACAAGCAGCAGUAUCUCAUGAACAGUUAGUACAGUUAAGGGAGGAUAAUACUACUUCAAUAAAAACUCAGAUGGAACUCAGAAUCAAAGAUCUGGAAUCUGAAAUCUCCAGAAUAAAAACUUCGCAAGCCGACUUUAAUAAAACCGAACUGGAAAGAUAUAAGGAACUCUACCUAGAAGAAGUAAAAGUUAGAGAAUCCUUGUCAAAUGAACUCAGUAGAACUAAUGAGAUGAUAGCAGAGGUCAGUACGCAACUUACUGUGGAGAAAGAGCAGACCAGAUCCAGAUCUCUAUUCACUGCUUAUGCUGCAAGGCCAGUCCUAGAGUCACCUUGCGUUGGAAAUCUUAAUGAUAGUGAAGGUCUCAACAGAAAACAUAUUCCAAGAAAAAAGAGGUCUGCUCUUAAGGACAUGGAGAGCUACUUGUUGAAGGUUGUAGAUGAGCAUGAGAGUGUGGAGCAGAGUCGGCGAGCGCAAGUCGAGCCCAUCAUCCUGGACAGCCGUCUCCGUGCCUUCCCCAGUGAGGAAGAGCUAGGGGAAGAUGAGAUGUACUACUGUUCCAAGUGUAAGACCCACUGCUUAGCAACAAAGAAGCUGGAUCUCUGGAGGCUUCCACCCUUCCUGAUUAUUCACCUUAAGCGAUUUCAAUUUGUAAAUGAUCAGUGGAUAAAAUCACAGAAAAUUGUCAAAUUUCCUCGGGAAAGUUUUGAUCCGAGUGCUUUUUUGGUACCACGAGACCCGGCUCUCUGCCAGCAUCAACCACUCACACCCCAGGGGGAUGAGCUCUCCAAGCCCAGGAUUCUGGCAAGAGAGGUGAAGAAAGUGGAUGUGCAGAGUUUGGCUGGGGAAGAGGACAUGCUCCUGAGCAAAAGCCCAUCCUCACUCAGCGCUAACAUCAGCAGCAGCCCAAAAGGUUCUCCUUCUUCAUCAAGAAAAAGUGGAACCAGCUGUCCCUCCAGCAAAAACAGCAGCCCUAAUAGCAGCCCACGGACUUUGGGGAGGAGCAAAGGGAGGCUCCGGCUGCCCCAGAUUGGCAGCAAAAAUAAACUGUUAAGUAGUAAGAAGAACUUGGAUGCCAGCAAAGAGAAUGGGGCUGGGCAGAUCUGUGAGCUGGCUGACGCCUUGAGCCGAGGGCAUAUGUGGGGGGCGGGCCAACCAGAGCUGGUCACUCCUCAGGACCACGAGGUAGCUUUGGCCAAUGGAUUCCUUUAUGAGCAUGAAGCAUAUGGCAAUGGCUACAGCAAUGGUCAGCUUGGAAACCACAGUGAAGAAGACAGCACUGAUGACCAAAGAGAAGACACUCAUAUUAAGCCUAUUUAUAAUCUAUAUGCAAUUUCAUGCCAUUCAGGAAUUCUGAGUGGGGGCCAUUACGUCACUUAUGCCAAAAACCCAAACUGCAAGUGGUACUGCUACAAUGGCAGCAUCUGUGAGGAACGUCACCCUGAUGAAAUUGACACCGACUCUGCCUACAUUCUUUUCUAUGAGCAGCAGAGGAUAGACUAUGCACAAUUUCUGCCAAAGAUUGAUGGCAAAAAGAUGGCAGACACAAGCAGUAUGGAUGAAGACUUUGAGUCUGAUUACAAAAAGUACUGUGUGUUACAGCAAAGCUACCACUCUGGCUGCUAGACAGCUUGGUGGGGAGGGAGAUGACUCCUUGUAGCUGAUACUUGGCAAAAGUGUCACUGAGAGGCAAGCUAAAUGUAGUUAUUUUAUCCUGUUAGAAUACAAAUUCUAAUUAAAAUAGUUAACUUUAAGAGUAGUAGUAAUUUUAUUUUGAAGUCUCAUGCAAGUUGUCUGAUAGAGAACUUUCAGGCAGAUCCCACCAUUAGCCUGUAAACAAAAGGUUUGGCACCAGCCACCUGGGACCAAAUAAGAAUUCAAUUGUGCUUGUCCAGAUAUGAACAAAUAUGUAGUGAGUAUAGAGUUUAUCAAUAAUCAUAACAAAUAUUAAAGAUUUCCUUGGAGUCGAAGUAAAAAACAAAAAAUUGUAAUGUUGUCUAGGGAUGAUAUGAUAUGCUACCUCCUUUUUCCUUAAGUUUUAUUCCAUUCUGUUGACAAGAUGGAGAAAGCAAGAUCAUGAAGGUGUGCAAAUGAUUCUUACGGCAUGGGCGAGGAUUUUUCCAUUUAUUUUUUAAAGUUUCCAUACCCUUUCUUUGUCUUUCUUGCUUUUUGUUUUUGCUGUUGUGUUUAUGUUUGAGACACAACCAGUCAUUGGUGGCAGGGGCAUAGAGUGGUCAGUCUGAAAGGGAGGCUCUCUUAAGAGCUAUGUGCCUUCCACCCAGAGGGAGACCCAGUAGAAAGAAAAACAUCCUGGGAAAUCCAGCUACCAUGGCCCUCCCAGUGGAGGCAUCUUACAUUUAGGAUACUUCAGGUAUCCUCAGAAAUGUAUUCUGCACCCCCGGCCCCGCCCAUGCUGAGGGAAGGGGAGCAGUUGCCAAUAUUUGCACCAUCUUCACAUGCACAUGUUGCAACAAGAGCUUCUGGGAAGGUAAGCGGCAUCGGAGCUAGAUCACGUUUCACAAUUAGUGGUUGUUCUUUUCCAUGUUUGUUUUGCACUUUAAAAAAGAGAGAACACAUGCAAAUGAACUUGCUUGUGUGUAUUUGAUGGCUCCAAGGGCUAUAAAUUACAAACAAAACACAUCCCAGACAUUAGGAGUUCUUAAGUAUAUUUAAUGAAAUUGGUGGUUUUAGGAAGUCAACUUUAGUUUUGCUUUGUUUGCAUGUCCACUAAUUUUUUUAUUUUGAUAUUAGUCUUUUUAAAAAAUUUUUACAGUAGUCAUUGAAAGUUAUGUUUCUUUGUUUACUUCAUUUUUUCCUCUAAUUAUUCAAGACUGGGACAAAAGUAUAAAUAUUAUUUAGUUCAGGUAGAAUUUUUUUGGUGUAGUUUUUUAAUAUAUACUUGAAGGAAAUGUUUCACCUUAUUUUUGGUCUUUGUUUAUUCAUUUAGGCCCUGCAAGUUGAUUCUCAUUAAUUGUCAGAUUCCACUACACUUUCUUCCUCAUAGGUAGUAAUUACCAGUGUAACUAAGCAUUUGUGUUCUGAUAUCUGAGGCCAGUAACUAUUAAUAUCUAGUUCUCAGAGCAUUUGGAAAGGUUAUCUUAAAUGGCUACCUAAAUUGAAAUCCUUUUCAGAAAAAAUAUAAUUGCAAAUAGGUAAGAGUGGCCUAAAUUAUCUAAUGUAAUAAAGUCAGACAAAAUGCAUACUUUAUAGUUUCAAGAUUUUCAGUAUAUAAAAUCUGUCCUUUCCUACCUGGACAUGUCCCAUUAAAAAGUGGAAGAUUUUAAAUAAUUUCUUUACAGAUGUUUUAUUUAAGCAGGUAGCACAAUCUACUAAUGUUCUUUGAUCUGUGUUUGUUAUACUGGUUGUAAUUAAUUUUUUUAAUUCAUGAACUAGCGGAAAAUUUAUUAAAUUAACUAUUAACCACAUUCACCUUGUAAAUGACUGUAUAAAACUUGUUGACAAUGCACUGACUUUAGAAAGAUGUUAAUGUGCAUAAAUAGAGUGUAAAUAAAAUAGUGUUGAUGUACUGAAAUAUGAACUGUAUAAAAAGUAUUGGUAAUUGUAUAUGGGGUGUACCUAUUUAUCUGUAACUAUUAUCCAAACAAAUUAAAUACUGUGGAUGCCUCUA
Messenger RNA from Pan troglodytes (chimpanzee), 6421 nucleotides. RefSeq names its product coiled-coil domain-containing protein 144A-like. Bases 1138 to 4419 code for a protein of 1093 amino acids. Gene Ontology annotation, biological process: protein deubiquitination. The record is from RefSeq and is a predicted model, not a curated record. Gene Ontology annotation, molecular function: cysteine-type deubiquitinase activity. Lineage: Eukaryota; Metazoa; Chordata; Mammalia; Primates; Hominidae. The transcript has 18 exons.